GAGAGAAACGUCAAAAACGGGCAAUCAAAACAGCAUGUUUUCGUUCGCAGCGCGGUGUGUUUCGGAAUGAGUUUUGCAACUUUUACCUGAAAUAGUGUUUAAAUUUGUGAAAAUCAUCAUAAAAUAGCAUCGAGCAACGCGGAAUGGGUCUCACGAAACAAUAUUUGGCUUUUAAGCCGGUGGCAAACUUCAACAUCAUUGCCAGUGGACGCGCCAAUGUUGCAUUCGUUAGUGUCGGCGGCGUGGAUGGGCGCUUCGUGGCCGUGGCCGGAGCCGAACAGGUUCUGGUGUGGAACACUAGACUAGGCGAGAAAGUGCUGGAAUUUGCGCGGGACAAGCAGGAGGUGACUUUCCUUCGGCCGAGCCCAGAUCGCAAGCAUCUGGCCGUGGGCUACACGGAUGGCGUGAUCGAGAUGUUCAGCUUCGAGAGCAAACAGUCGGUCUGUACAUUUUCGGCGCACCGAUCGGCAGUCAGCGCCAUGAACUUCGACCUCAUCGGACUCAAGCUGGUCUCCGGUGGGUUGGAUAACGAUCUGGUCGUUUCGGACGUAGUGGCCCAGAGUGGAAAGUGUCGGCUGGUGGGACAUAAUGGAGCCAUUACGGAGGCUUGUUUCAUGGAGAGGUUCCAUGAUGUGGUGGUAUCCAGCUCGAAGGACACCCAGAUCAAGUUUUGGAACAUUGAAACCCAGAGCUGCUUCAAAACGAUCGUUGACCAUAGGACUGAGGUGUGGGGCAUUGCUUUGAUGCGCAACGAUGACUUCUUGGUGGCAGGAUCAGGCGACACACAGUUGGCUGUGUACAAAAUUGCAGAAAAUACGAGCAAUGCGGUGGAGGAACCGACAGGAGAUUUGGGCGAUUUGUUGCUGGAAUCGGAAGCUACGAGUCCUUUCAGAUGCACCCAGAUAGGAAACAUCCAGCGAUCGGGAUUUGGCCGUACAAUCAACUUGGUUGUGGAGAAUAACGGUCAAAUUUUGGGCUGUCACGGAACCGAUAAGAAGAUUGAACUGUUCUACUUUUACAGCGUGGAUGAGGCCUUGGUUCGAUUGACGAAACGCUUGAAAAAGCUGGAUGCCAAGUCUAAGGCAGACGACACCAAUGCCAAUGCCAAUUUGGCCGAGCGUCAGCUCUCGUUAGUCGAUGAGAUCAAACGUCUUCCAGCGAUCAGCGUCCCGGAGAAGGUCAAGUCGUUUGAUUUGCUGUUGGGAAGCAAUGAUGAGCUCCGAAUAUGCGUUACCUUCGUGAAGAAUUUCAUCCAAGUUUUCACACUGAACGUGGCGGAAAAGCAUGCUGAAGCAAGUGCCAUCCACACCAUUCGCCAGCAGGGUCAUCCUUCCGAAGUUCGUUCCGUGGCCUUCAGUUCAGAUAGCUUGGCAAUCGCUUCCGGAAGUGGAGAAUCGCUGAAGUUGUGGAGCAGAGCUUCACAGUCUUCUUUGAGAACGGUAGACACCGGGUACGUGGUCAGUACUUGCUUCGUCCCGGGCGAUCGGCACGUUUUGGUGGGUUUGAAAACCGGCCAAUUGCUCAUCGUGGACAUCGUUACGGGAGAGAUCAUCGAACGGAUCGCAGCCCACGAGAAGGAGCUCUGGAGCAUUGUUCUGACGCCGGAUAUGCGAGGUUGUGUUACUGGAGGUGGCGAUACGACAGUCAAGUUCUGGAGUUUUGAGCUGAUCGCCGAUCCCACAAAGGACGCCAAAAGCGAAGUUAAAGUACUCUCUUUGCUUCACAAGAAUGUCCUGAAGUUAGAGGAAACCGUAUUGUGCGUUCGCAUAUCUCGCAAUAGCAAGUACAUUGCUGUUGCUCUGUUGGACUCUACAGUGAAAAUCUUCUUCCUGGACACGCUGAAAUUCUACCUCUCCUUGUACGGACACAAGCUUCCUGUUCUUUGUAUGGAUAUCUCGUACGACUCAACAAUCAUCGUCACUGGUUCCGCCGAUCGAAGCAUCAAAAUCUGGGGCAUGGACUUCGGCGAUUGCCAUCGAUCACUCAUUGCGCACGACAACUCUGUCAUGGGCCUCCAAUUCAUCCCAAAGACUCACUUGUUCUUCUCCUGUGGCAAAGACGGAAAGCUCAAGCAAUGGGACGCAGAUAGCUUCGAAAAGAUCAUUACCCUCCCAGGACACGUUGGCGAAGCGCACAGUCUUGCUGUCAGUCCCAACGGAAAGUUUGUCGUCACUUGCGGCUCAGAUCGAACCCUACGCCUCUACGAACGUACCGAAGAACCCCUCGUACUCCAAGACGUCCAAGAAGAGGAACGCGAAGAACUGGAGAAUAACACACUUGCCACCGGCGAAGAAUCUACCGUUCCCGGUUUACCUGGUCUCAAGCUUCCCUCCAAGAAAACCAUCGGCGCGGAAAAGGCUGCCGAAAACAUCCUCGAAUGUUUGGAAGUUAGCAAGAAGUUCGAAGAGGAAGACACCAAAAACAUCAUCCCACCGCUGAUGUACGCCUAUGAAGCCACCAACACCGAUGACUUCCUAUUGGCGGUUCUCACCCGCAUCCGAGCCAGUGACCUGGAGGAAGCCCUUCUGCUUCUUCCCUUUUCCGCAGUCUGUGAACUGCUCGAGCGAAUCCCAAAGCUGACGGAAACUCGCCAGGAUCAAACCGAAACCAUCUGCAAAGUAGUCCUGUUCCUGUUCCGAAUCCACCAGAAACCCAUCGUCAACAACCAGAUGCUGCUGCCAGUGAUUCAGGAAAUCAUCGGCAAGCUGCAGGGAGCGAUUGUCGGACUGCGGGACAUGAUCGGGGUCAACUUCCACGGUAUGCAAAUGCUCCAGCGGGAGGUGGAAGCCAACCAGGGUGUAGAACUGUUCCGCGAUGCCACCAAGACUCGCAGGCAGAAGGACAUGCGCCGCAAGAGGAAGGAGGCGGCUGCCAAGCGGGCGUUUGUACAGAUUAGCACAUAGGAAGUUUGAUUUAAUAAAGCUAUGUAAGGUCCCUUAUGUCAUACCUUAAUAAAGUUCUUACGCAAAUAGA
Messenger RNA from Aedes aegypti (yellow fever mosquito), 2973 nucleotides. Its product is annotated as WD repeat-containing protein 3. Gene Ontology annotation, molecular function: snoRNA binding; protein binding. The record is from RefSeq and is a predicted model, not a curated record. NCBI's taxonomy places the organism in Eukaryota, Metazoa, Arthropoda, Insecta, Diptera, Culicidae. Bases 144 to 2903 code for a protein of 919 amino acids. Gene Ontology annotation, cellular component: Pwp2p-containing subcomplex of 90S preribosome; small-subunit processome. The transcript has 2 exons. Gene Ontology annotation, biological process: maturation of SSU-rRNA.